Molecule: messenger RNA, 3231 nt
Organism: Owenia fusiformis
Lineage: Eukaryota; Metazoa; Annelida; Polychaeta; Sabellida; Oweniidae
Source: the annotation of a GenBank genome assembly
AAAUAUGUAUUUGUGGAAGAAAAUCUGAGCAACCUUCGUAUUCCAGAUGGUAUAUUAUCUUGGGCCAUGUGGAGUCCAUGGAGUGGCUGUCCCGGUAUCAUGGCAGGCUGCUCAUCGAGGGAACGUCGUAAAUUGUGUAUGGAUGAUAGUGAAGUCGCACAGCCCAGCGACAAAUGUUACGGAAAACAGCCGAUUGAAAUAGGAAAGUGUGAAUGUUUAAAUUCUAACAACAGCCAAUCUACUGGUGGCACCCCCAUUUCGAACGUUGAGGCUUACGCUUACAUGAUUUCUAUCUCAAAGAGCGUUCGCUAUUUUGAUGGUGAUAGUGAUGGUCAUUUUUGCAGUGGUGUUAUUCUGUCUGAUACGUGGUUACUGACAGCUGCUAAUUGUGUUUGCUAUAAGGGAUAUUGUUGUUCCGCUGACCAAGAGUUUUUGUAUUCGAAAUGUGAGCUUAAACAUUGGACCGUGACCACUGGUUUACCUGAAGGUCGAGACAAGCAGAAAGACGGGCAAACAAGGGGAAUUGCAAAUGUUGUAAUCCAUAAGAAUUACACCAAGGAUUCCUUAGGUCGUCCAUUGAAAAAUGAUAUAGCUUUGAUCAAGCUCGACGCCCCAUUGGACUUCACAAAGCCGACUGCACGCCCGAGCAAUCUCCCGAUAAGUGUAUGUAGAGAUUCUACAGAACGACAAUGUGUGAAACAUAAUAAAUUGAAGAGAUGGUAUUGUGAAAUGGCGGACUUUGGGCGGUACUCCAUGUCAUCAUCAAGUUCUUCUGAAUUGAGAUCUUUAAAUGUUGUUUCUGUUGAUGAGUAUGGCAAAAAACUCACCUUUAACCAGACUGUUGCUAUCACUGAAACUAAUCAAGGUACUGGGACGUUAUGUCAAGUUGAUAGUGGAGGGCCAGUGGUAUGUAAAAGUAAAGAAGCAGAUCCAGCAACUGUGAUUGGUAUAAUGAGCUGGAUCGAUUUGAGAAACUGCGAAAAGACUAGCAAAGGAAAAACUGGACACACUAGCGUUUCACACAUGUUAACAUGGAUUUCAGAUAAAAUAGCUGAAUGGGGUGACUGGAGUGAAACAUGUCGCUCGAAGGGCAACACAAGAAUGCGUUUGAAAACCUGCCUAUUUCGAGGUUCUCAAAGUACCACAGGGGAUUGUACCCUUGAAGAAAUAGAAGAAUGUCCUGGAACACUAGUAAAAGAUGCAGAACUUAGAGUACAAUUGAUCCGGAGAAAUGAAUGGGUAGAUGAUGAUUAUGGAGAUAUAACAGAGUCCAUAGAGUUUGGUAUGUUAAGAGUCAAGCAGAUUUACACGCAAGCACAUAAAAAGAGGUCGGCCUUUAAGUAUGUGUGUGAUGAACAAUGGGGUGAUACGGAAUCGAGAGUUGUGUGUGGGGAGCUGGGCUUCAACCCUGAUGAUGCAGUAACAAUCAAAUCUGGACUUGCGACGUAUGGGGAAGGAGAAUUUUAUGUGGAACCUUUGAUGAAUACAAAAGGUGUUGCAUCAAGCAGAAUUCAAUGUAAUGGGAACGAAGCGAGUCUCUCUCAAUGCAACAUAGAACGGUGGGAUAAAGGCAACCAGGGCUGUUCACCUAACAAUUUUGUAACUAUAUCAUGUACGAAAAAUGGCAUAAAAACUCGACUUUCUGGUGGAAAUUCAUUCUCUGGGAGACCUGAAGUUUUUCACGAAGGGGAAUGGGCAAACCUUUGUCCGACGGGACUUAUAAAUGACGUUAUGGACCGUCGUUUUGCCUAUUUAACAUGUGAAAACAGUGGCUUGGGGAGACAUGCAUUCGCUGUUCCUUACAAUCAAUUUGGGCAGGGAAGCGCGAGAAAAUCUGUCGCAUUGGAUUGCCAAAAUAAUGAAUGGAUAUAUCCAACUAUACAACUUUGUACCAAGCGAGAAGUGGAACAUUGUCGUCAUGUUAGUGUGUUCUGCUUCGAGGAGGAACCUAAAAUCCAUGAGUUUGUGAAAUGUCUUUCUUUGGGAGGUUACCAAUGGGGACAUGGACUUGUAAGAUUCUGUGAAGAGCCUGAAGGAAAUGCAAAGGAGAAGUGGGAAACCGCUAGAUAUUUCUACACGUUUCUUGGUUUUUCAACUGUAUGUGGAAAUGAUUUUGGAAUCGAAGAAGCCAAAGUGGUAUGCAGGCAAGCAGGCUUUGAUCCUGCCAAUGCCGCACUGAACAUAUUUGGUCUAUAUGAUGAAUGCAUCGAGGGUGGUGGCGACAUCAAAAUAAGUGACGUGAAAUGUAAAGGAAGCGAACUCAAUCUAGCAGAAUGUGCCUUCAAGUAUGGUAAAAAUGUGACAUGCCCCGGAAACAAAAGAGCGAGUUUGUUUUGUACGCCAAUUCCUGUGCAUAUAGAUGCCCAACAACGCCUGAACAUGAAAGUGAAUGAAGACACACGUAAAAUAUGUGCAACAAACUGGGGAGAUAAAGAGGCUAGAGUUGUGUGUAAACAACUUGGAAUGGAAUACAAAAACGCUACAGGAUAUGCAAUACCUGGUGAUGCCGAAAAUGCAUGGAUAACUGAAGUUGAAUGCAACGGAGAUGAAAGACAUUUGGGGCAGUGUCAAUAUAAAGUUGAUUUCACCGUCAGUUUGACAUAUGACGAUAUUUUCUGUUCCAACUGGAGAAGAUUUGAUGAUCAGAGGCGCACUUUUGGAUCACGUGACUAUCUUGAUUAUGACUUCAACAACUGCAAUGGCGACGGAUAUGCUGCAGUGAAAUGUCAAUAAAAUUUGUUCUUUAAAUAAGAAGUACGAUUGUAUAUGUUUAAUUGAAAUAAGAGAACAUAGUGGAUACUGUUUAAUUGCUUGUCGUGUUCUUUGUUUUUACAAUAAUCUUUUUUCAUAUUCAAAAAUCAUUCUCAGUGAGGCUCACAUAACAAAAACUAUAGUGCAUACUGCGGUUUGCAUGCGACAGUUUCUGUCAGAGCAGGCUAAAUAUCUGAAUGGCUUAAGCUUCGAUUUUCACUCGGGGCCUUGAAAUAAGCACAUUUCUUCCAUGUGCGCAUCUAGCCUGUUACAGAUAGUUAUCAUGACAUAGCGCCAUCUGGCCAUUAAACGCACAGAAUACAGAGUUUAAAAAUAUAAUUAUCAUUACGUUAAUUAACAAAUAUAGGUGUACUUUUGUCAACAAAAAUAUAUAUGAACACUUUAAUUAUCUAUUUAGUCUGUUCUUGGAAGAUGCAAGUCCAAUCCAUAUAAAGUGGGAGAAAGGGGUGGGCAUCCAUA